Messenger RNA from Heterobasidion irregulare TC 32-1, 597 nucleotides. RefSeq lists its product as uncharacterized. Lineage: Eukaryota; Fungi; Basidiomycota; Agaricomycetes; Russulales; Bondarzewiaceae. The transcript has 6 exons. The record is from RefSeq and is a predicted model, not a curated record. Bases 1 to 597 code for a protein of 198 amino acids.
AUGGAUCCUCCCAUAGCCCCUGCCCCCGUCGCAAGAAACGAUGUCCCUCUCAUGGCAGUCAAUCAUGAAGAUCGCCCAAGGCAAACACCCCACGGGCAACAGUCUGUCCACCGCCAAGUCCGCUACAAGGACAGGUUCCAAUCUCUCAGAGAACGCUAUGAUCAAGUAACAGCCAUGCACGAGGACUACGAAAGAGCCCUCAACGCCGCUUUUGAAAAGGAGCGAAAGCUUCAAUUUGAGAUCGACUCACUGCUCGAUGUCUGGGUCGUGAACGGCAACAUGCCCGUCGACUACUCGCCCUACGACCCACAGUAUCCGCGGCCUCAGCCCCAGCCAGCAUACUAUGCCGAGCACGCGCCACCAGCCGAGCACGCGCACUAUCACCCCAACGCCCAACCUCACGCGCACCCGCUCUCCCGUCCACGCCCCCCUCAGCACCAUCACCAGCCAUCGCACGUGCACCAGGCGCAACCACAGGCGCACCCUCACCCGCAUCCGUCCGCAUAUGCCAAUCCUCGGUACACGAACGGAAACGGGCACUCCUCCUCCUCUCUUCCCGUUGUCAUUCCGCUCCCUCCAUUUUUGCACGGAUCGUGA